GACAACAUCCAGAUAGCCUAAAGGUCGCAUGUAAAUGACAAAUGUAAACACAGCCCAAGCUAGUCUGUUCUAUAAAUUGGUCAGUACACAAAGGUCCACAAAGGUCCAGUGAGCUUCGGAGAUGAAAGGAGACUAAUGGUAACAUGGCCUAUCUACAGACCGUUCUCAUUCUGUGUUUAUGUGCUACAAGCCUGAGUUUGCCAACAUCCUCUCUCUCAGGCAUCACAGAAAUCGAUGUGGAUAAUGGAAAAGACAAUGAAAUCUUUGACAUAAAUAAAGAGGCAGGCCUUCAUUUGGUGGAGGGAGAUAUAGUGAUUGAUGAGACACAAAGCAAACAUGCUAUUUUGGGAGAAAAAUAUCGCUGGCCUGCCACCGUGCCGUACUUCUUGGAUAAGACCCUAGAUGUUAAUGCCAAAGGUGUGAUCCUGAAAGCAUUUGAACAAUACAGACUCAAGACGUGUAUUGACUUCAAGGAGUGGAGCGGAGAACCAAACUACAUUUUUGUAUAUAAAGGCAGUGGAUGUCACUCUUCGGUGGGGAACCAGCACGUUGGAAAGCAGGAACUAUCAAUUGGUGCAAACUGUGAUCGUUUGGGAUCCGUGGAGCAUGAGUUUCUUCAUGCUUUGGGUUUCUGGCAUGAGCAUUCCAGAUACGACAGAGAUGAUUAUGUUGUCAUAAUGUGGGAUCAGAUUGAAGAAGGUCAGGCACGCAACUUCGAGAAACGCAGUGACAAGGUGUCAACCUCUCUUGGUGUGCCGUAUGACUACAAUUCUGUUUUGCACUACAGUAAGACAUACUUCAACAAAGACAAAGAGCCAACUAUCGUCACCAAGAUACCAAAAUUCAUGGAUGUGAUCGGCCAGCUGAUGGAGUUUAGUGACAGUGACCUGCUCAAGCUCAACAGGCUAUAUAACUGCAGUGCUGGCUUAACUUUCUUGGACUCAUGCCAGUUUGAACAGCCGAACAUCUGUGGUAUGAUCCAGGAUGAGGGUGGGAAUGCCAAGUGGACUCGAGUACAAACAGCAGAGGGGGGUCCAAAAACAGACUUUACCGUUCUGGGUCAAUGUCAAGGUUUCGGGUACUUCAUGCAUAUCAGCACAUUGACAGGAAAUCACGGAGACCAGGCUUACCUGGAGAGUCGUCUCUUUUACCCCACCAGAGGCUUCCAGUGCCUGCAAUUCUAUCAUUACAACAGCGGGGGCGAUGAUGAUCAACUAAACAUCUGGGUGCGCGUGUACACCGACGACGAAUCCAAAGGAGACCUGAGAUUCGUUCAGACAAUUAGCGGUGGACCUAAAAACUCCUGGGAGCUGUACCAUGUGAACCUACAGGUCUCUCAAAAAUUCAGAGUGGUGUUCGAGGGGGUUAAAGGACGUAAUGCAUCAAAAGGGGGUCUGUCUCUGGAUGACAUCAACCUCUCGGAGACGCAGUGUCCUCACCACACUUGGCGAAUUCGUGACUUUUCCAACCUUCUGGCCACAACGCAAGUAGGCUCCAAAAUCUUCAGUCCACCCUUCGUAUACAGUGAAGGUUACUCUUUUCAGGUUAGCCUGUACAUUAAAGGCAUGGUGGAUAGCCCAGAUAAGAUGGCAAUCUACUUCCACUUGACUUCCGGACCUUAUGAUGAGCAUCUCAAAUGGCCGUGUCCGUGGCAACAAGCUUCCAUGGAGAUGAUGGACCAGACUCCAGACAUCCAAAAACGCAUGAACAACCUGAGGAUGUUCACUACAGAUCCAAAUAAGACCUCCAAUGAUUCUGCAGGUAAUGUGGAAUAUUUCUGGGAUGACCCACGAAAAGUUGGUAGUCUGGUCACUGACUCCAAUGGCAAUUCAUACUAUCGGGGAACAGGUUACGGCACCACCAAUUUCAUCACGCAUGAACACUUCAAGAGCCGAAGCUUUAUUAAAGGAAAUGACGUGAUCUUUCUCCUGUCUCUUGAAGAUGCCACUGGACUUUUGAAGAAGCAGCUUGCAGACUUUGGCAUACCAGAUAUCAGAGAUCUGAAACCAGCAAUUGAUGACUCAGUGAAAGCUUCCACCGGCAGAUCCACAGCAACGUUGGCAAUAAGCGUCUUUGUGGCAGCUGGAAUGUUAAUGGCCAUCACAGUGGGCGCACUGUACUAUGUGUGGAGAGUUCAGAAAAGACAGAUGGAAAGAGAUGGAGAGGCUGAACCAGAGAGGACACAUGGCUAAGCCUAAACAUCCAUUUGAAAAGACCUGGACUACACUAUAUAAUCUCACUGCAGAAGACAUCUCAAACCCCCAAUGAUGACUUAAUUGUUAAGUGCAAUAACAGGGUGUCUGCGGGGUCUUAAAAGUUGAUAAAUAAAUUGAGAAAUUGUAUUAAAAAGUCUUAAACGCCAUUUUCCAAGGCAUUACAUUUUGUAUCAUCUUUUCAUUUUUUUUCCCCAAAGAGGUCAUAUGCUGAAGUUUGCCUGAAUGUAAUCAUUGCGUAGGCGAAUAGUGGGAGGUCCAUUUACACCCAGUUUUUAAACAACAUCGUUGACUUGACUCUAAUGGGGAAAUGCAAGUUUUCAUGCAAAUGGUUGGAGGAUAAAGAGUUGGAAAUAUGGCUGAGAGCAGUGUCUGGGAAUAACCGUGAAGCGUACUGCUCUGUGUGUCAGAAUGCGAUUACCAUAGCCUCGUUUCGCUUUCUAAUAAACCCUGCAUUGAGUUAGUCACUCAAUUAAUUCUUUAUGGCUUUGUUCCCACCCUUCUGAAUUAUGUUGCAUUAAUACAGAGUUAUAACAAACUAAGACUGUUUAGUUGUGCUAUCUAACAAUCAGUAUAUAGUAAAUGUAAGUUAAAGUGUCGCCGAUGUAUGAGUGGUGAUGAGGUCUUAAAAUGCUUGAAAAAGGUCUAAAAGUAUUCAAUUUAGCUCCAUGAUUUCUGUAUAUACACUGAAUAAAUAGACUAAAUGGUAAUACAUCUUCCUGGAACCUGCCAUAGUGCAUCAUCUCCGAG
Molecule: messenger RNA, 2963 nt
Organism: Triplophysa rosa
Lineage: Eukaryota; Metazoa; Chordata; Actinopteri; Cypriniformes; Nemacheilidae
Product: meprin A subunit beta-like
Exons: 14
Coding region: 144-2192 (682 amino acids)
Biological process (GO): proteolysis
Cellular component (GO): membrane
Molecular function (GO): zinc ion binding; protein binding; metalloendopeptidase activity
Source: RefSeq, a predicted model, not a curated record